CCGCACAACGUCGAGCAGUCUAAAUACAUUUGAUGCACCAGCAAUCUUUAAAAAGUUUAUUUUUGUUUGCUGAGCUAUUUUCUCCAAAAACUUAUCAAUUGUUUCCUUGAAGGUGAACUUUGAAACACAUUGCUAUCAUACAUUGUCUCAAUUUAUGUAUCAGUGGUAUAAAGUGUUUGUGAAUAAGUGUAUAUUAUGCAUAUAUUUAUGUACAAAGAAAUAUUUACGUUUAUUAAAGAAAAUUGUCAGUUUAGUGUACAAUAACUUUUGAAAUCGUAACAAAAUAAUUUAUAGUAAUUUAUUAGUGAAAUGUGUAAUAACGAAAGUCCUCCGCCGUCCAAAGAGACGCUUGCAGUUGGAUUAUCCGUCGGUAAUUCAAUGACUAACUUUCUACCCGGGAUUGAACACUACCGGCUACAGCUUUAUCAUUAUGCAAUGGCAGAGAGACUUCGACUUGCUCAGCAACUACACUCCCAGCAUUCACAGCAUGCAGUUUGCCAGUCGGCUAGUAUUGCACAAUCUGGAACGGGACAACUUGGUAUAAACACAAGUUUUCCCCUACCGCUGUAUUCCACAGGAAGUAGUUAUUCUCGAGGCUUAGCUUUAUCAAUGGCCCUAUUACAACCACAUCAUCAACAGGUUCCUGAAGAACCGAAGCCUCAGCAUAGUUACAUUGGACUUAUUGCAAUGGCAAUACUGUCAUCUCCAGAGAAAAAACUUGUUCUUUCAGAUAUUUAUCAACAUAUUCUUGAACAUUAUCCUUAUUUUCGACGGCGCGGACCUGGCUGGCGAAAUUCCAUUCGACAUAACCUAUCACUUAAUGAUUGUUUUGUUAAAUCAGGUAGAAGUGCAAACGGAAAAGGCCAUUAUUGGGCUAUUCAUCCAGCGAACUUAGAAGAUUUUAGGCGCGGUGACUUUCGUCGACGUAAGGCGCAACGUAAAGUUCGUCGUCACAUGGGCCUAGCCGUUGAUGAAGAACCAGAUAGUCCAAGUCCUCCUCCCUUGCCAGCCACCCCUCCACCUUUAAGUACUCUUGGUCCACCUCACCUUAGUCAGCCUCCUACGUCUGGUAUAUGGAGCCCUCAAAAUCAACAUCAACAAAUCCAUCAUUUGAAUCGAAGUUUUACUACUCAUCAAUUUCAAAACUCAUCUCUACAGCCAGCAAGAAAACGUCAAUUUGAUGUAGCCUCACUUCUUGCACCUGAUGAUCCAUACAUAAAAACUUCUUUGCAACUUUCAAAAUCCCGUCAAAUCAGUUGCAGUGAAGAUGAGCCGGAAAAUGAACCGGACGAUGGAGAUAUUGAGAUAGAUGUUGUGGCUGAACCAGAAAGAAAAAAAGUACAUUCUACUUUGAAGCUCAUAAAUAGUAAUUGUUGGAGAGAUGCUCCGCUUCCAAGUGCAGAAAGAGAACAUGAUUCUAUGGUGCAGUUACAUGAUUUACAUCUCAGUAGCUACUAUAUGCCAGCAAAUACAAACUCAACUGCAUCAAGCAUGUAAAACGAAAAAUAACAAAGGCUGCAUUAAGCGGCUGUAUUAGUACUGAGAAAAAUUUUGACGAUGUUUGUUUAAAUUUUUUUCCCGAAAUUUUAAUUAUAAGGUAGAUAAAAGCAAUAUGAGCACUGAGAAACCUUUUGCUUAAAAAUGUUGUAAUCAUAGAUUUUUCAAGAAAUACUUUGGCAUCUAUCUUAUAAACUAAAUUAAAUAAUUUCGAAGGAUUAUAAAAAAAAUUAUUUUCACAAGUCUUUGAAAACAAUUAAAUCAUAUUGCAAGUAUCUAUCUUAAAUUAAAUAUAACAGAUUCAGUAUUUUCUAGUUACUUAUUUAAUCUUUCAUUAACGAAAUAAAAUAUUUGGCUGUGAAAAUAUUCAGAGAUGCUGCUAAUUACAGCUGUUUUGUGAUUAAAUGCUCAGUUGUAUUACUUGUCAUUUAAUACAUAAUAGUAUAUAUUGCAGUUUGAUAAAACAUGAGAUUGACUCAACCGUUCGAAAAAUAAUACUUUUUCGGAAAAUUCUUUUUUACACUUUCACUAUACUCAAUAUAUUUUAUGACAUAAAUGCAUACACUGAAAAAUGAAAAUAAAACAACUCGGUAAUUGCCAUUCUGUUACAAAAAAAAAAAAAUGCAAAAACUUAUUCUUUUCAAAUUUCAAAACAUAAAAUAUUUUUCUAACUACAUGGUUAUAAGCCUUUAUGUGUUAAUUGUACGUUUUGUAUCUUUUUAAAAUCAAGAUCAUAUAAGGUAGGAUUACGUUUCUUAUAUUAGCUGCAUCUUCUCUAUUUUGUAUAUAACUAAAAUCAAAUAUUAUUAUUAUUUUUUUAUAAUUAAAAUUGAAAUCUUUGAUAAUGACUUUCUUGUUAUAAAUAAAAUUCAAAAUUUAUUAAAUAUUUCAUUUCCUAAUGUCCAUAAUCGUAAAUAAAUGUGAAAUGUGCAUAAAAAGAGAGGAUGAGGGAAAAAGAGGGCAACUUAGAUGUACAUAUAUCUGCAUUUAUGCAGUAACAUUUCGCUACGAAAAAUUGCUCUCGAUUGUUUAAAGUGUAAUAUACGUAUUGUAUAAUGUAACUGAUAUAUAAAAGAGGGGAACAUGUUUAAGUGCUGCUCAUAAAUAUAUUCACAACGAGUGUGUAUUAAGUGCAGAAGCUGCAUGCGUUAAACUUUUUAAAACAAGUAUUAUUGCUGGAUCAUCAUUACAUCUAUGAACAAUGUAAGGUAUUGAUAUAUCGACAGCCUACAAACUUCGUACAAGUUGACGAUAGUAAAAACAUCAAAUUUGUCUUUGUCAACUGAAAUGCGAUAUUAAUUAAAUAAAAUUCUACGUCCCCAAAUA
Nasonia vitripennis (jewel wasp) is the source of this 2823-nucleotide messenger RNA. It is a transcript of the gene fd102C, whose product is annotated as fork head domain-containing protein FD4. The record is from RefSeq and is a predicted model, not a curated record. The coding region runs from base 310 to 1497 and encodes 395 amino acids. Gene Ontology annotation, molecular function: RNA polymerase II cis-regulatory region sequence-specific DNA binding; DNA-binding transcription factor activity, RNA polymerase II-specific. The transcript has a single exon. Gene Ontology annotation, biological process: cell differentiation; regulation of transcription by RNA polymerase II; anatomical structure morphogenesis. NCBI's taxonomy places the organism in Eukaryota, Metazoa, Arthropoda, Insecta, Hymenoptera, Pteromalidae.